Molecule: messenger RNA, 1560 nt
Organism: Drosophila rhopaloa
Lineage: Eukaryota; Metazoa; Arthropoda; Insecta; Diptera; Drosophilidae
Product: serine protease snake
Biological process (GO): proteolysis
Molecular function (GO): serine-type endopeptidase activity
Source: RefSeq, a predicted model, not a curated record
CUCGACACGCUCGCAGGCCUUCGAGAUGGAUCGCACUGCGACUCUGUGUCUGAUAUCAAUUUUCGGACUCUGGGGCUUGACCCCCACUCACUCCCAGCGACCGCCACCCCCUCCACCCCCGGAUGGAAUCGAGCCAGGGAACAUUCGCUUUCCCAUGGAGCGCGACAUAGUCUUCCCGGGCUUUGGAGCCGGGCCAGACCAGCCGGAAGAGAAGAGGUGGUUUCGCAUAACCGAAUUUCAGUUCGACCGGGUGGAGAACCUGCCACGGCCCAAGCACUGGCACCACCCCCCGCCCCCCAGGCCGGGUCAGCCCUUUCCGCCGCCCCGGGGCUUCAAAAAGAAGAAAAACCAGCGACCCCGCAUCUGUGAGCAGAAAUACUCCGAGUACGUGGAGCGCAUCUUUCCCAACGACACGGCAGUGGCCGCCGAUGCCAACGACGCAGACUUCGAUGGACGGGUGCUAGCCCGGCCCGGUGAAUACCCCCACAUGGCAGCUGUGGGCUUCGAGAGCGACGCAGGGCGAGUCGAGUACAAAUGUGGAGGCAGCCUGAUAAGCGAGAACUUCGUGCUCACCGCGGCCCACUGUACUUCAAUAUAUGAGAUGGCUCCCAAGUGGGUGCGUAUUGGGGUCCUCAACCUAGCCAUCGAGGAACGGACUGCGCAGAGCCAACUGCUUCGGAUAGACGGGAUUUUCACCCACCCCAAGUACAACAAGGAUAUGUACUACGACGACAUAGCCCUGCUGAAGCUGGAACGGGAAGUGGUAUUAACGGAGUACGUCAGACCCAUUCGACUCUGGGUCUUCCCAGAGUUGCCCACGACGAUUGCCUUUGCAAUGGGCUAUGGGGCCACGAACUUCGCCAAGGCCAUGACGAACCGCCUCACGAAUCUCAACCUGACCAUUGUACCGAACGCAGAGUGCAACGCCGAGCUGCCGGCAAUCGCGGAGACUCCUAAUGGAGUUCUGGAAAGCCAGAUAUGCGCCCAGGACUACAUUCUCAACCGGGACACCUGCCAGGGAGACUCGGGAGGUCCACUGCAACUUAAUCUUCCGGGCCGUCGGCGGCGGCAUAGAAUCCACUAUCACCUGAUAGGCAUCACCUCGUACGGAGUGUUCUGUCGCAGUAGCUAUCCUUCAGUUUACACCCGAGUAUCGUCCUUUUUAGACUGGAUCGAACAAACUGUGUGGGCCGAUCCCCUCUAGACUUCAUAGAAGUGUAAACUCGAAAUGCAUGUAGUAUUGUCAUAGGUAAAACUAAUAAAUAUCACCAUGAUUAACUGCUGGGGCGAAUGUUAACACUCAGGAAUACAUAAGCAAGAGCACGGACGACUGCUAGCUAGAAAAUCGAAGUGAAAAGACAUACACUCCAUGGUGCCGGAAACGACCAUAUAUUACAUUAGCCUAUUUUUUAUAUUUUAAUGGAAUAUUUCCGUUGGAAUGAUGAACAUAAAGAUUUCGACCGAAAAGAAUGCUUUAUGCUACAGAUAACGAAUAGUACUUAUAAAAUUUAGAAAAAGAUGAUAUAUAAAAUGAAUACGAAAAAAUUGAUGGGGAAAGGA